AUGGCUGUUCGCGAACCACUUCUAAAGAAGCGUAAGCUCGUAAACGAGCAGAAAGAAGAUCAUACAGACCGCGCCCCAGUUUCGAACCUCCUCAUCAAGCGGCUAUCUAACAGGGCAAGACUACCGACGCGCGGGUCGCCUCUCGCCGCGGGCUAUGACUUGUACAGUGCUGAGAACAAGCUCAUUCCGGCGCGUGGCAAGGCUCUCAUAGAUACCCAGCUUUCCAUUGCGGUCCCCGAUGGGACGUACGGACGCGUCGCGCCUCGCAGCGGGCUUGCAUCGAAAUUCAUGAUUGACUGUGGCGCCGGCGUCAUCGACGGAGACUACCGAGGUACAGUUUUUGUCCUUCUGUUCAAUUUGUCAGACGAGGACUUCCAAGUGGAGGAAGGUGAUCGCAUUGCACAACUCAUCCUUGAGCGCAUCGUGACGCCAGAGGUUCUUGAGGUCGAUGACCUGGACGAGACGGUGCGAGGAGCAGGAGGCUUUGGUUCCACUGGUGGACACGGCGCGUUGUAA
Postia placenta MAD-698-R-SB12 is the source of this 516-nucleotide messenger RNA. RefSeq lists its product as hypothetical. The record is from RefSeq and is a predicted model, not a curated record. Gene Ontology annotation, molecular function: magnesium ion binding; dUTP diphosphatase activity. Lineage: Eukaryota; Fungi; Basidiomycota; Agaricomycetes; Polyporales; Adustoporiaceae. The transcript has 5 exons. Bases 1 to 516 code for a protein of 171 amino acids. Gene Ontology annotation, biological process: dUTP catabolic process; dUMP biosynthetic process.